Molecule: messenger RNA, 2126 nt
Organism: Fopius arisanus
Lineage: Eukaryota; Metazoa; Arthropoda; Insecta; Hymenoptera; Braconidae
Product: ATP-dependent DNA helicase Q1-like
Exons: 3
Coding region: 62-1840 (592 amino acids)
Biological process (GO): double-strand break repair via homologous recombination
Cellular component (GO): cytoplasm; chromosome
Molecular function (GO): ATP binding; 3'-5' DNA helicase activity; nucleic acid binding
Source: RefSeq, a predicted model, not a curated record
GACGAGAAAAAACAAAUUGAUUAUUUAUCUGACAUAUGAAGUAUUGAAUUAUUAGGGCGUCAUGGGAGAUAUUGAAGUUGUGUACGAAGCGACAGAGGAAGAUGAGAUAGCAGCGAUCGAUUUUGAGGUGAGCCAGAUUCAGAGGGACAUUGAAAAAUUGAAGGAGAGGAAAUUGGCGCUGACUCAGAGGAAACAGAAGCUGUUGGACGAUGCCCUUCUGAAGAAGAGUCUAACAGUAUCGAAAAAAGAUUGGGAUAAGGACGACUUCCCUUGGUCCAAGGAUUUACUCCAGACUCUGACCAAAGUAUUCAAGAUCAAGAGGUUCAGGGAGCUGCAGAAGGCAGCAAUCAACGCGAUCCUCUCGAAAGAGGACACAAUUUUGGUGAUGCCAACCGGUGGUGGCAAGAGUCUGUGCUAUCAGCUACCAGCGGUUCUCGGGAAAGGUGUGACAAUUGUUAUUUCACCCCUGGUGGCUCUCAUGGAGGACCAGCUCCACGGAUUGGAGAAGAUUAACGUGAAAGCAGGGAUGAUGAACCCCAAGUCUGAUAAAAAAAUCACUAAAGCCAUCAUGGAUGCUCUCGAGGGGAACAACAACGAUCUGAAACUCGUUUACAUCACUCCAGAGUACAUGAAGAAGUCCAAGAGAUUCAUGUCUAAACUCCAGAAGGCUUUCAAUAUGAAACGACUGGAGUUAUUCGCUAUUGAUGAAAUUCACUGCUGUAGCACCUGGGGACACGAUUUCAGACCUGAUUAUCAGUUCCUGGGGUGCCUGAAGGACAUGUUCCCAGGUGUACCAAUUCUCGGGCUGACAGCUACAGCACCAGCGAAGAUAAUAAACGACGUCCAGAAGAUGCUGGAGAUUCAAGGCUGCCUGGUGCUGCGUGCGUCCUUCAAUCGUCCAAAUCUCUUCUACGAGGUCCGACGAAAGCCUGCGGACAAGGAUGUCUGCCUCUCGAUGAUUUCCAACCUCUUGAAGACGCGUUUCGCAGAGAUGUCGGGAAUUAUUUACACGACAACAAUAAAAGAUGCAGAGCAAUUGACAUCAGAUCUGCGGGAUAAGGGACUCCUUUUGGGAUGCUACCAUGCCAUGCUGGAGCCGGAGGUGCGAUCGAAGAUUUAUCAGCGAUGGAUCAAUGGUGAGUACCAGGCGGUGGUGGCGACGAUAGCUUUUGGUCUGGGAAUUGACAAGCCAGAUGUGAGAUUUGUCAUUCAUCACUGCGUGUCGAAGUCGAUGGAGAAUUUUUACCAGGAGAGUGGCCGAGCUGGAAGGGAUGGCAAGAAGGCAGCUUGUAUCGUUCUUUACCGUCUCGCUGACAUCUUCAGGCUCAGCACAAUGGUCAUAGGUGACAAGGUCGGACUCCAGAAUCUCUACAAGGUUCUCGAGUACUGCUUGGACUCCGGCACGUGUCGCAGAAGUUUGAUAGCUAAACAUUUCGAGGAGAAUUGGAAGCAGGAGGACUGCGCCGAGAUGUGCGACCACUGCAGACGUCCAAAAAAAAGCAAAGAGACGGACAUCGGCCCGUACUGUCGCCAAAUUUACCAGAUAAUCGAGAAGGCCCUCAAAAGUGAGACCAACCUGACACUCCUCAAGCUGAUGGACGCUUGGUACAACAAGGGGGCUGUCGCCUACAGAGUCUCCACCAUUCCAGUCCCCAAGUUCUCGAGAGAGGCAGGGGAAGCCAUCAUCGGCUUCCUCCUCAUCCAGGGAUAUCUCAAGGAGGACUUUGUGUUCAAUGCUUAUGCCAACCUCACGUACCUCAAUCGUGGGCCCAAGUCUGGGCUUGCUAUGGACAAGACUCAUAGGAUUAUGUUCAUCCAUGAUCAGGCCUUGGACCUGUAAAUUGAGACUGAUAAUUCCUCUUUUCGAAGUUUUCUCAUGUCUCCAGGACCUUUUCAGAAUAAUUGCCAUGUGCAUAUUUUGUACAAAAACUCUAAUAUAAUGUAACAGAAAUUCUCUAAUUAAUGUAAUUUAUUAAUUACUUGCGAGGUAUAUACAAAAAAUGUGUGAAGAAUGAAUUCACUAGCGGUAAACUCGAAUAAGUGCACAUUUCCUCGAGUUGAAUUUUUCCCGAAUAUCUCAAGAUUGAAGAAAAAUAUCGAUAUUUUUCUAAAUACCUUUUUUGUAC